AUGUCGGCUCCAAACAGUUCAUACUACGCGGGAUAUGAGACGGCGACUUACUCGAAGGGCGCAGCGAGGGGUCAGAUUAUUGUUGUGGAUGUAGGAAGCACUACGGUGUUACCCGCUAGUCCGCCGCCCCCCGUGCCGUGCGUAUUUCCCGAGGGGAAAGAGGUUGUGGCACUUGGAAAUCUAACUGUGCUUCUUGACACGUGGCUGACCGGACCCGAAGUGGUUGGAUCGACCUGCGACGCCCAGGCAGCCGGCCAAAUCUGCAUGGCCCUCUACAGGCUGGGUGACGACUACAACCUCUUCUACAAUCUCACCUCCUUCACUGCCAAACCGGGCGCGCCGACGUCAGCCGUGAUCGCGCGCAACUCGGCGGGAAAGGCGGGAGCCACCGUCCUCGAGCUUGCCGGGGCCAACGUCACGUGGCAGAACGUCACUCGUCCGCCGCCAAGGAGGCCAAAAGUCGCUCCCACAUACACCUAUAACUUAAAGGGGACUUGGCUUAAAGCGAAUACGCUGAACGCGACGAACGGGAAGACUGUGUCGAACCUGAUUGUCAUGAUGACGCUGGCAGUGGAUACUUAUUACGGGCAAUUCGCGACGCCGGAUUUCGCGGCGGGAGCAGUGAGGGGGCAGCUUACCGAACUGACGAGCCAACCGACGCCGGCGGGUCAGAGCGAAACGGACGGGAAAUCCAGACCGUUCCGCAUCGCGUGCACCUUACCCAAGCCCGCAGAGGCUGCUGCACUCGGAAAUCUGAUAGUGGUUCUCGGCGCGCCGCAGAACGGAUCGGAAAUGGUUGGGUCGAAGGGCGACGCCAAGGCCAAUGGCCGAAUCUGCCUCGCCGUCUACGAGCUCGACGGAGACUACAACAUUUUCUACUAUUCCCUCGUCACCACAUACAAAACGGAAGCACCGACCUCUGUCUUCAUCGGGCAAGGCAUGGCGGGAACGGCGGGAAGCAAGGUUUCCGAUAUUGUCGGGGCAACUGCCAAGUGGAAGAACAUCAGUGUAUCGCCGCCUCCUCCUCCUCCGGAUGUUAACAAGACAGCGCCGCCGCCUUUCUACACCUACACCAUCCAAGGGACGUUGCUUAAAACGAGUACGCGGGCCGCGUUAAACGGGAAGACGGUCAAGAGUGUGAUUGACGAUGUUCUGUUGGCUCCGAACAGCUCAUAUUACGCGGGGUUUGCGUCAGCAGCUCACAAGAAGGGCGUUGCAAGGGGGCAGAUCAGAGUGCUGGUGGCCGACGCAAGCCAUGCUGAUAGCCAGCCAAUCGACUCAUUUAUUGGUAGGUGCCUUAUGGGCUUGGUGGGGGCACAGCUGAACGGCUCCAGUGCUGACGUCAACGCCACAGGCUCCCUCUCUCUUGCUGUCAUCCUCAACACCACAAGCAACGACUACGACAUUACCUACAGCAUCGCCGUGACUCUCACCAACCCUGGCGAGCCCACCCGCGUCGUCAUCAUGAAAGGCGCUGACGUGGCACUCACCGUGGCCACCAGCAGUGCCACGUGGACCAAUCGCACGCUCGCACCGUCCGCUCCAGCGGCAGAUCCCACUAACGAGAUGUGCAAGACCAUACCCCCCGAAGCCUGCUUAAGACUGAAAGCCCAGUAUAAAGCCGAGCACCCUCCUCCCCCGCCUCCCCCUUUCCCUGGCUACACCUACGAAACCGCUGGCACUUGGCUAAGCGCCAGUUUUUUGAAGGCGGAUAACGGGCAGACGUACAAGGAGCUGGUGAAUGCUAUGCUGGCUGCUCCUGGCGCUUACUCUGCUCGUGUCUUUGCCAUUGUUGAGGCUGGAGCGGCGAGUGGGGCUUUCGCCAAUAGCACGCUGACAGCUGGCAAUGGGACCGUGGCAGGUGGCCAGGCUGCCAAGUUGGGCAUCAAGUUUGUUGCCAUAUGA
Messenger RNA from Closterium sp. Naga37s-1, 1905 nucleotides. The record is from the annotation of a GenBank genome assembly. Lineage: Eukaryota; Viridiplantae; Streptophyta; Zygnematophyceae; Desmidiales; Closteriaceae.